CUUGAGUCACAAACCACGUUUUCGACCAGACCCUGGUUGUACUGCCAUAGUAUUGUUGCUUCGAAUUCCUUCUCGUCAUGGGCAAGAAAGAAACGAAAAUAAUUCUUGAUCAGAGCGAUGAUCAGUGUGUUGUGGAGCUGGAACCGCUGAAUCCGGAUCAGAGCAUUGACGAGAGCACAUGGAAAAGAAAUAGUAGACACGAAGAUGAUUCUAGUCUUGGCUCAAGCAGUUCAUCAGAUAACUGCCAAGAAUGUGAGUCAAAGCUGGGUCUUUUUUAUAAAGAAAACAAGUCAGUCAUCAAUGGAAUCCUUUCAGCUAUUCUCCUUUCCAUGUUCCUUGCCUACUUUGUCGUUGCCUGUUACCUGGAUUUUGACCGAGCAAGGGAUCUGUUCAUUGUCACCAUGGUCUCAAUGUUCUUCUUUCUCUACUAUAAAAUCAAAGGAUGUUGUGGUGAUUGGACAUACAAAUCUAUUUGUCUACCAAUGGCUACAUGCGUUCAGAAAAGAUGGAAAAUUUUGCGCUGGGUGUGGUAUGUGUCUCUUCUUGCUAUCAUUGGACUUAUAAUUGGAUUUGAUACAAUCAAGCAACCUAAACGUCUGGUUUCUGUUGCUGGUUUGCUGGUAUACAUUGGAAUCUGCUACUUUUGCUCAAAGUAUCGAAGACAGAUCAGAUGGAGACCUGUUCUUUGGGGUAUUGGUAUUCAGUUCACGCUUGGAUUUUUGGUUCUCAGAACAAGACCUGGAUUUUUGGUGUUUAAAUGGCUUGGUGACAGGGUAGCUCGGUUUUUGAGUUUCUCAGAUGCAGGAGCGAAGUUUGUGUUUGGUGACAACUUGUUGGAUCAUCCAUUUGCCUUUAAAGUUCUCCCGGUGGUUGUCUUCUUCAGUUCUGUUAUCUAUGUGACUUAUUAUCUUGGUGUGAUGCAAGCAGUCAUAACAAAGAUUGCAUGGCUGAUGCAGUGCACGUUAGGAACAUCUGCUGCUGAGUCACUGAACACUGCAGGAAACAUUUUUAUCGGGCAGACUGAGGCUCCAUUGUUGAUCCGUCCCUUUCUCCCUGAUUUGACCAUGUCAGAAUUGCAUGCAGUUAUGACUAGUGGGUUCGCAACGAUUGCUGGUUCAGUUCUUGGUGCUUAUAUCUCAUUUGGUGUACCAGCCACUCAUCUGUUAUCGGCCUGUGUUAUGAAUGCUCCAGCAGCACUGGCAAUAUCAAAACUAGUUUAUCCUGAAAUAGAAACACCAAAGACAAAUGAGGUUGACAAGAUUACUGUUGAAAAGGGGAAAGAAAAAAAUUUGGUUGAAGCAUUGGCAGCUGGUGCAAGCAUGUCGAUUACCCUCAUUGCUAACAUUGCUGUGAAUCUAAUGGCAUUUGUAGCAGUUUUAGCAUUUGUUGAUGCAAUUUUGAUGUGGCUCGGUGGCAUGGUUGGAGUACCUACUUUGUCCUUCAGUUUGAUAGCAUCAUACUUGUGCAUGCCCUUGGCUUACAUAAUGGGUGUUGAGUGGAAUGAUGCUUUUGAAGUAGGCAAAUUACUUGGUAUAAAAACAUUCCUCAAUGAGUUUGUUGCAUACAAGGAAUUAGCAAAGAUGAUUGAAAACAGAGAAAAAGGUUUGGCUGGACCAAAAAUAUCGCCACGUUCAGAAGCAAUAGUAACUUAUGCAUUGUGUGGAUUUGCAAACAUUUCCUCUGUUGGUGUACAGAUAGGUGGGCUAAGUGCUCUUUCUCCCAACCUUGCCCCAAAACUGGCAAAAAUUGCCUUUAGGGCUCUUUUUGCUGGAACAGUUGCCUGUUUCACAACAGCAUGUAUUGCAGGAAUUCUAUAUGAUGCAUCAAUCGAAGGCGUUGUAGUAGCUUCAGGUGCCUCUAAUUCAACAUUGUCGCUCUUAAACAGCACCUUGACUCCAUUCCUAACCACAACAGUUAACACAACUUUCGCAUCUUGAAUACCCAUUAUAUUUUCAGAACUCACAUAACUUGUAUGUAGAUAGCUUUGUAUAUUAGAUUUCAUAAGUUAAAUGUAUUAGGUCCUUCCUUAAUGAAUUUUUCACAAAGGUUUUAAGGGGCUUUCACUCCUUUAGUUUAGUAUGGAUGAUUGAAAGGCUUCUUGAAUACUGUAAUAUCAUUUGAGCAUAAAAUGGGCAAUCAAGUCAAUAAAACAGGUGAAAUACCUCCAUUAGAUGCACUGGUCUUCAUCAUAAACUUUCUACUGCAUACCCUUGUAUGCAUGCUGAAUACCUUGAACCUUAUAUGGUAAAAUUUAUAUUCGAACCUUGUAUUUGUGUCAACAAAGAUGAGAGGAAAAACAUGUUGAUAAAAUCGCUCGCCCAUACGGUAAAUGACUGAAUAAGCCUCCAGGACUCUAGGAACCCAGGGCUAGGAUAAUAGCCAGGAGUUGGUGUCUGCCUUUAGACCAACGUUUUAUCAGUCCCAUGCUCAAGCUCGGAUAACCCACCCAUGGGCUCAAACUGGAUACUUGAUAUCUGUCCUUUACGGCAUUGCCCUGAUAUACUGGCUCUAGAAAUAACUGGAUUUGAAAGUGGGCAAUUUUGGUUGACUUUAUUGUAUUAAGAUAAAGUAAUUCUGCAAUUGUUUCUUACGUCUUCCUCAUUGGCUGUUUCAUAUCGAUUAAACCCAAUAUUUAUUAUACAUGUUGUUUGUAAAUGUGUCUAAAAGUUCCUACUAUUAUUACAGCAUGCGUUGUGCCUUUGGCAUGGAAUUUAUGUAUGAUAAUAUUGCUGUAUUUAAAAAUGUUUUCAUUUAAAUGAUCGCAGUUUUACUUCAUGUCUAAUGAUCAAUUUUCGUCAAGUGCCAAACCAGUUCAAUAAAUCAAUGGCAUGACUGGUGUAAAUUAAGUAAUAGGGUUGAGACCCCCAGAAUUUUAUUGGAUGAGGUGCUUUUAGUGAUCAUUCACACAAUGUUCUUCGCAAGCGAUCGUUUUCUAUUGAAAAUAUUUUCAGCGUAUUUGUAUAUAUAAACAUUUGAUUGAUAUAACCUCAUUGUAAAUUCGUAUUUUCCAUAUUUAUGAGAAUUUCUGGGUGAAAAUGUGCUCAUUGCUCAUUUUUUUU
Messenger RNA from Rhopilema esculentum, 3059 nucleotides. RefSeq names its product solute carrier family 28 member 3. Gene Ontology annotation, cellular component: plasma membrane. Gene Ontology annotation, biological process: nucleoside transmembrane transport. NCBI's taxonomy places the organism in Eukaryota, Metazoa, Cnidaria, Scyphozoa, Rhizostomeae, Rhizostomatidae. The record is from RefSeq and is a predicted model, not a curated record. Gene Ontology annotation, molecular function: nucleoside:sodium symporter activity.